Messenger RNA from Anguilla rostrata (American eel), 2852 nucleotides. RefSeq names its product leucine rich repeat containing 14B (gene lrrc14b). The transcript has 3 exons. Bases 413 to 2143 code for a protein of 576 amino acids. The record is from RefSeq and is a predicted model, not a curated record. Lineage: Eukaryota; Metazoa; Chordata; Actinopteri; Anguilliformes; Anguillidae. Gene Ontology annotation, cellular component: cytoplasm.
GGCGGGGGCAAGUGUCAGAAUAUUGUCUGAGUCGGACAUGAUCUACUUUUGUUGUUCAGUCACUGUAUCAGUGAAAGGGAUAACAACAGACAGGACUGCGGUCACUACACAGGUCACUACACAGUUAUUCUGCGCCACUGCGUGAUCAAGCUGGGUGCUUGAAAUAGAACCAAGGCAGCUGUGUCCGAAAAUAACCCCUCACGCACCCCCACAUGGGGCAACUGUCUCCUCUACGGUAGAGCCCCGCGCAGACACAGGCACACAGAAAGCACGCAUAGACAAGGUUAGCGGGAAGAGAGACAGAGACGAACGAGUGAGCAGAGAAAGAGAAAGGAAAGAGGGAGAGAGUGGAGAGAGAGAGAGAGAGAGAGAGAGAAACCGAAGGAGCGGCGGUGUAGCAGUGAGCAGUGAAAUGAAGACUCUGCGGUUUCUGGCGGCGGAAGGCGUCGCUAACGGGCGGACGAGACCGGAGGAUCUUUGCUCGGUGGCCUAUGAUCUUUACCCGGUCCUGUUCAAGGCCUGCUACCUGCACGAGCGGCCGCAGCUGCUGCGCCACCUAGUGGAGGCCUGGCCGCUGCCGCAGCUGGACCUGCAGGAGCUGCUGGGACGCACGGCGGACUGCCCGGAGGACCUGACGUCGCGCACGUGCCGGCUGUGCCUGGAGGCGCUGCUGACGGGGCUGCGGGACCACGUCCUGCGCGCCAGCGCCCCCUACGCCCGGGCCAUGCGCAAUGCGGACCUGACGGCGCUGCGGGACGCGCAGCACCAGGGCUGCGCCUGCGGGCGAACGCUGGGCCGCUGGGGCCGCACCGAGCUGCUCACGCGCAUGUGCUGCGACGCGCUGCUCGCCACGCAGGGGGAUGGCGCCGCAGCCACGCCCGCUUCCCCGCCCACAGCCACGCCCGCUGCCCCGCUCACAGCCACGCCCGAUGCCACGCCCACAGCCACGCCUGCUGCCCCACCCACAGCCACGCCUGCUUCUGCCCCACUCACCGCCCUGCCCGCCACGCCCGCCGAUGCCACACCCGCCGCCACACUCGCUGCCACGCCCCAAGCCCCGCCGGCCGCCCCGGCCGUGGACGUGUGGCUCAACGCGUUCGUGACGGGGCGGAACUUUGAGGCGGUGUCGCGGGUGCUGCUGCUGCGCCAGCACUCGCCGCUGCGGCCCUGCCUGGCGGGUUUCCGCGGCGACUCGCUGACCCUGAAGCAGCUGUUCCAGGCGCUGGCGCUGGCGGGCACGGAGCACCUGCAGCGGCUGGAGGUGGUGCACAACGUGCCGCUGGAGGCCGCGCACCUCCACCUGCUGCUGAAGGAGCUGGCCUUCCCCCGCCUCCGCGCCCUCACCCUGCCCACCGGCGCCCUGGACGUCCGCCGCCUCCAGCCCGACCGCCUCCACCUGCUCACCUCCAUCGGCGAGCAGCUCAGCCAGCUCACGGAGCUCACGCACCUGUACCUGGCCUUCUCCACCCUCACAGGACACCUGCGCCGCCUGCUGAGCCCACUGCACACGCCGCUGCAGGCGCUGGAGCUGGCCAACUGCGGGCUGAACGCGGUGGACAUGGCCUACCUGGCCAACAGCCUGCACGCGGAGCACCUGGGCAGCCUGGACCUCAGCGGCCACGACCUGGCCACCGUCUUCCCCCGGACCUUCCAGAAGCUUCUCCAGCGGGGCGGAGCCUCGCUGCGCAGCCUGACGCUGGAGGAGUGCUCCCUGGGCGAGGCGCAGGCCGACUUCCUGCUGCAGGCGCUGGCGCCCUGCCGCGCCCUCCGGGAGCUGAGGAUCCUGGGAAACCCGCUGGGCGUGGCGGCGCUGCGGCGGCUGUUCGGCGCGCUGGCGGCACUGCCGGACCUGCGCUACGUGGAGCUGCCCGUGCCGCGGGACUGCUACCCGCCCGACGCGGUGUACCCGCUGGACGAGGCCGCGCUGGGCCAGUACGACCGGGCCGGGUUCGAGCGCGCCCGCGCCAACCUGCUGAGCGUCCUGCAGAGCGCCGGCCGCGGGGACGUGGAGGUCUGCACCCCGCUGUUCGGCGCCUUCGACCCCGACAUCCACGAGACCAGCAACGAGCUGGGCGUGGCCAUGCUGCACUCCUUCAGAGAGGCCCUCGGCAACUACAUGUACACCGUGGCACACAGGGAGUGAGACUACACACACACACACGCAUACACACGCAUACACACACACAUACACUACACACAGAGUGAGACUACACACACACUACACGCACACACACGCAUACACACACUACACGCACACACACACACACACACGCAUACACACACUACACACCCACACACACAUAGAGUGAGACCCCACACACACACAGAGUGAAGCAGAGACCACACACACACAAGCACUCUCACACAUACACACACACACAGGCAUACAUGUGCACAGGAAAAAAAGAGAACAUUUUUUCAGUGGAUUUUUUUGGGAUAUUAGGUUUUUUUGUUUUUAACUUAACUGGACAUUGCAGGGAAAUAGUAUUUUUGAGUAUAUUAGCUUGAAUAAUUAUUGAAUCUGCAAAUAAGAUGUACACACCAUUUCAUUCCUAUUACAAUAAGGGGAAAAUACAGUGAAAUUCUCCACGGAGAGUAGAUGCAGCAGCCAACCCUCCACCUAGCUACCAGAGAACUGACCCUGAAUCAGUGAUCACCACCAAAGAGAACUGACCCUGAAUCAAUUAUAAACACCAAAGAGAACUGACCCUGAAUCAGUUAUAAACACCAAAGAGAACUAACCCUGGAUCAGCUAAGACCAGCUGUUUUUUAUCAUGUUGCCGUUUCACUGCUUGAUGUGCUGUAUGAGAGAUUGGUGACAGAAUAAUAAACACUUGAGCCAGUGUCAGAAA